UGCCAUGGCAACAAGACGAUUGGAUUUAGACCGUUUCCUUAUUUAUUUAUUAAUUUAGUUUUAUAUUCGCGUGCUUGCACUCCCUGCAGUACCCGAGAAGCUUUCACAAGUAAGCGCUCCCUCUCCAGAUCAAGAUUUUGUCUUUUUAAUAAUAGAUAAAACUGGCGUUCAACAAGUUGAUAUUGUUAGAGACUUCAAGUGUUAUGUAUGACGGAUUUGGUUAUGGUUACAGAAGAAUAUUUGUUUGUUGGACAUGGACAAAUAGAUUCUGUACCAGAGGGUCUUAUUAGGUUGGCUAACAGUCGCGUGAGGAAGAGCAGAGAACAAAACGGUUUGUGCGCGUGAUGUGGAGAAAAAAAAGAACAGAAUAAAGUAGCAAGGAUAACGGAGCUCCGUCUGAUACCCGUUCAAGAUCUCCGUCUGGUGGCUAAUUUUUAUGUUUCGUGUUUUCGCUGGAACCCUGUUGCGUGUCAUGGUGAUGUCUCUUGGGUUUUUACGAUGGGAAAAUACCUCGCCUGCUUUCUGAGCGCGUCACUAACGUGGACCACCGGACUCUCUUUUGCCGUCUGGUAAUGUCCAUGAUCCUAUGCUCCGUGUUGCUUGUUGCCUUUUGAUGCGUGUAUGUGUGUAAAAGCGUGUUUAUAUGCGUCUAUUUCUGCGCGUGUCUGUAUGAAUCAGAGCGCGUGUGAGUUAGCGUAUGUGUGUCGAUUACAGACGAUGUGACUUUCCACACGAAUCAAAUGUCCUUGUCAUCGGAAUAUUAAUGUCACAGAACUACUACGUCGUCUACUUUUGAAAUUAACUCUUACUUAAUAAAAUACAUUCAGCCGACGGGGAACGUUAUCCGCGUGAAUACUAAAGAACGGGCAGCUGAACGUGUAUAGGGUCGCGUGCACUUUCAUUUGACAGAGCGGGAAUUUGGUGCAAAGAUGCCCAGCGUCGCAUCGCCGAGGACGGAUGAGCAGGAGAGAGAGUGGGCCUCUGUCGGAGCGACACGCUCCAAGGACGUGGGGGAAAGGGAAUGAUAGAGGUCUCCGCAGCGAAGGACAAACUCACAACAUUCACGCAGUCGUCAUAUUUUCCUUAAGAGGCAGGUUUGCAGGCGCCUUUUAAUUGGUUUGUUCCAAGGGCAUUUAGGUGAGAAGUAUGGAGGAGCUGGGCGGGAGAGCGGAGGUACGAGGCGCAAUUUGCUCGUGCUGCUAAGUCUGGAUAAAGUAAAUCUGUGAUCUUACCGGUACAACAAAAACGUGAGGUCUCAGUCAGCGUCUGUGUCUGCUCUCUGUGUACGCAGGGAUGGUUCAUAUCCUCACUGUGUUGUGAGGCAGUGUAAAAGGUCAGUCUAGUCACCUGAGAGUGUGUGUGUGUGGGCGUGCCCGAGUGCAUGGUUGUGUGUAUGUGUGAGUGCUUGUGUGUUUGACCUCCUCGAGGCACUGACAUGGAUGGGGCGGUGGGCGGUUCUGUGGGUGGUUCUGGAGAUGCUCGGCCGGGACGUAACGGAGACCAGAAGCGGCGCAGUAAGAGCAGCUUGCCGUCUCCUGGUUAUUGCUUCUCGCAGGCCUCUCUGGAGGGGGAGCGGGGUGAGGGGGCUGGCCGACGUCGUCUGUCCAUCAUGAGCUCCUCACGGGAUGGUGGUCCAUUCCGGCCAGGCACAGCAGCAGGCACGCCCACCACACCCAUCCCCCUGCCCCCUCCUGUUGGCCCCACCCUUUCUGGACCUGCCCCCAGCCGCUCUGUGGGAUUUGCAGCAUCGCGUGCUGCACUUGCUUCCACGUCCUCCUCCGGCACCGGUGUGGUGGUGGUGGCGACGGGACCAGAGACCACCACCACCACGGCAGCUGGGACCCCUGAGGCUGUCCUGGGCUUGGACGGAGAGGACUACAGCUACUCCAACCAGUCUACCUUCAUCCAGAGGCAGUUUGGUGCUAUGUUGCAGCCUGGGGUCAACAAAUUCUCCCUGCGCAUGUUCGGCAGUCACAAGGCCGUAGCAUUGGAGCAGGAGAGGCUGAAGAGUGCUGGAGUCUGGAUCAUCCACCCCUACAGCGACUUCAGAUUUUAUUGGGAUCUUCUCAUGCUCUUACUGAUGAUGGGGAAUCUUAUUAUCCUGCCUGUGGGAAUCACCUUCUUCAAAGAUGAGAACACCCCCCCAUGGAUCAUCUUCAACGUGGUGUCAGACACACUCUUCCUGGUGGAUCUGGUCUUAAACUUCCGCACAGGCAUUGUAAAAGAGGACAGCACAGAGAUCCUGCUUGAUCCGAAGGCGAUCAGGCAGCGCUACCUGAAGAGCUGGUUCCUGGUGGACUUUGUCUCCUCCAUCCCUGUGGACUAUAUCUUCCUUAUGGUGGACUUGGAGGCUCGGCUGGACUCUGAGGUAUAUCGCACAGCUCGGGCUCUCCGCAUCGUCCGCUUCACCAAGAUCCUGAGCUUGCUACGUCUGCUACGGCUGUCCAGACUCAUCAGAUACAUCCACCAGUGGGAGGAGAUCUUCCACAUGACCUAUGACCUUGCGAGUGCAAUGGUGCGUAUUGUGAACCUGAUUGGUAUGAUGUUGCUGCUGUGUCACUGGGAUGGCUGUCUGCAGUUCCUGGUACCCAUGCUGCAAGACUUCCCCUCGGACUGCUGGGUCUUCAAAAACAACAUGGUGAACGACUCGUGGGGGGUGCAAUAUUCCUACGCCCUCUUCAAGGCCAUGAGCCACAUGCUGUGUAUUGGCUACGGCGCACAGGCGCCCGAGGGCAUGACGGACGUCUGGCUCACUAUGCUCAGCAUGAUCGUGGGAGCAACCUGCUACGCCAUGUUCAUCGGCCACGCCACUGCACUCAUCCAGUCCCUGGACUCUUCCCGCCGCCAGUACCAGGAGAAGUAUAAGCAAGUGGAGCAGUACAUGUCCUUCCAUAAACUCCCCGCCGACGUCAGACAGAAGAUCCAUGAGUAUUAUGAACAUCGCUACCAGGGAAAGAUGUUUGAUGAAGAAAAUAUCCUGGGAGAGCUGAGUGACCCGUUAAAGGAGGAGAUUGUGAGCUUUAACUGCCGCAGCCUGGUGGCCAACAUGCCGCUGUUUGCUAACGCCGAUCCGAACUUUGUGACGGCUGUUUUGACCAAGCUGCGCUUUGAGGUGUUCCAGCCAGGGGACUUCAUCAUUCGAGAGGGAACCGUCGGACGUAAGAUGUACUUCAUUCAGCACGGGAGGGUCAGCGUACUUACCCGCGGCAACAAGGAGACCAAACUCAGUGAUGGGUCAUAUUUUGGAGAGAUUUGUCUGCUGACCCGAGGCAGGAGGACAGCGAGUGUCAGAGCUGAUACGUACUGUCGCCUUUAUUCGCUCAGUGUUGACAGCUUCAACGAGGUCUUGGAGGAGCACCCAAUGAUGAGGCGGGCCUUUGAAACUGUAGCAGCCGACCGACUGAACCGCAUUGGUAAGAAGAACUCCAUCCUGUUACGAAAGACGUCUCAAGGGGGGUCUGUGGCAGGCAGCAGUCUGGGGCGUGGCCCAGGUGGGACGGGGCGAGGGCCGGGACCAGGGGCGGGGCCAGGUGGGGCUGGAUCCUGUGACAGUAUCCUGGUGCAGCAGAUUGUCAAACACGACAGUAUGCCUACCAUGCAGGACGUCAGUACCAGCAACCGAGGCAGCACGGAGGGCAGCAUGUCCCCACACCCGCGGCCUGUGAUCUGGGCUCCGCUGGUCCACGCUCCCCUGCAGACAGCAGCGGCCACCACCAACGUAGCCAUUGCGCUACAACAGCCUGUACAGCAGUAUGGUUUGGGCAUGUUCCUGCCCUCGCCGCUGCCCAUCUCGCCUUCGCCCUCAGCCUGUCCUGUCUCCCCGCCCCGCCCCCCCAUCCUGCACCCCCGACAAUCACUCAGCUCUCUCAUUGGAGUGAUGGGUGGGCUCCCACCUCGCGUGCCAGCCUCUAUCACCCCUACACCCUCCCCCUCUACAGCUGGCCCUCCUACUGUGGUAGGAGCUCCACUGCCAGGGGCAGCUGUCAAAACCCCUCCUAUAUCAUCAGUACCCACUCCACUCCAAACUGGCAGAGCUCUGCACUAUAGUCUCCGCCUCCACACAGAGCCCUCAGUGAUGAGUGGCACAUUAGGGGGAGGGGCUACCACAUCACCUCUCCAUAAGGCCACACCCCCUUCCCCAGCCAUGGCAGCUGUGUUGUCUGACGGGCGGAUCAGCCAGAAGGGAGCGAAAGAGGCUCUAAUGCGGCACGUUGGUGGGGGCAGCACGCAGGGUCUGCCAGCGCUGGGCCGUCUGACACAGGAGGCCAGGUUGUUGUCUGCCUCACAGCCCACACUGCCCCACCGUGGCUGGCCAGGUGUGCAGCCACACCCCCCCCUCCAUCGAAAAGCCUCUGGGGGUAACUUACUGCCCGCCCCCUUCCUGGUUUCACAAGGACAACUUGCACGGGGGGAAAGUGCUGGCGUGUUGAGCUCAAACCCUCCCCAGGUCCAGAAGCCACCUGCACACACACCUGUUCCGCUGCCCUCUCCACUCACGCACACACAGCCAACACCACUUGCCCCCCCACCUACCUCACCACCUGCCUCUGCCCCUGUGACCCUUGUCUCUUCCUCCCCCAAACACACGCCUCUCUCAUCUUCUAACACCUCUUCUGCCCCAGGGCUCCCCCAAACCCAGCGGCCAAAGCCUGCUGCUAAGGCUCCGCCCUCUCACUCUUCCUCCCCUCAGGCGCCGUCCUCUCAUUCUUCCUCACCUCUGCCUGCUUCGUCAUCCUUGGAACUGCCCCCUACAUCUGCCUCUUUGGCAGUUCUCCAAACACACAGCAGCAAGGCCUCACCUACCUCCCCCUCCCACCCUUCAUCUUCAUCUUCAUCUUUACACGCCCUGCAUGCAUCCUCUUCCUCAGGGUCUUCUGCACCUCAGAGCCCUCGUUCUAAAUUCCCUCAAACACUUCCCCAGCCCUCUCCUUUAUCCUGCACCACCAGUCCACCUCCCACUGCAGCAGCAACACCAACCCGGACACCAACUCCUCUUCAAACUCCUACUCAUGCUCAACCACCAAUUCCAAUCCCAGCCCCCAUCCAAACCGGAACUCCUACUCUUGCUCAGACCCCAACACACUCAGCUGUGCAGACCCCUACCCAGACUAGGAGCCCUACCACAAUUCAAACCCCUAUUACAAAUCUUACACAAACUCAAGCCUCUGCUUCUACUACAGCACCUUCUCCAACUCGGAUCUCAGGCCCUGCCCAAAUUCCAAGCACAGUGAAAGUUCCAGCUCUAUUCCAAACUCCAGCUGCUACUGUACCAACCUCAACUCCAUUCCAAAAUCUAGCAGCUACUGUCCUGAGUUCGGCUCCAGUUCCAAACACACAAGUUCCUGUUUUCUCUCAGGCCCGAACCCCACCUAGCCAAAGCCCUACACAGACCCCAACCCAAACUCCAACCAUACCUCCACGCACUCCACCCCAUACCCAAACUCAGAUUCCCACUUCAACCCCAGUGCUACUCCACAUCCAAACUACAGCAGCAGUUCAGACACAAACCCACACUCCCAUACCAAUCCCAAACACCACCCAAACCCGCAACUCUAGCCCAGUCCUAACCCCAACAACUACAUCUAUCCAAACUCCACCACAAAAGGCAACUUCUACCCCCCUUCAAAUUCCCAAAUUUUCCCAGUGCCCAGCUACAGGUACAGCUAUAUUCAUUCAGCCUGAGACCCCCACUCUCCAAGCCCCAAACCCCCCCUCGACUCAGACCCCAGCCUUUAGCACAGCUUCCUCAGGCGUACUAUCUCUGUCCACCUCAAAACCUGAUACCCCUCCCCCAGCUCCAGCCCCAGGUGCCCAGCCUGCCUCCACCCAGGAGGGGAAACAGGACACCAGCAUAGUACAGAGGGAAUCUGAUGCACUGAGACACAAACUUCCUGCGAACAUGUAAGCACGAACAGGCCAGAACCAUCGGUUUGGACAUUGCGGGAGGGUCGGGAGUCAGAGAUCACGUGGUGUGUUACGGAUUGUAGGGGCAGGUCAGGUAGCAGAACUGGAAAGAUGUUAAAACACAUGGCAGCUCCAUCAAUUCGAACCUCUGGAGUCCACUAAAUAUGCGGUCUCUGAGUCUGAAACAGGUUCCAUGAACAUUCAUUUUCAUUUUUAUGGUCCUCUGUCUUCACCUUCUCUGGUGCAGUGAUGUGCACAGUGCUACUGUGGUUAUUUGUCAGCAGUGGCAAGUAUUCUUUUUAAAUCAGCUGGAGCUGCAGUCCAAUGGAACAUGUUAAUAAGCAAUGUUCAUAAGCAAUGUUCAUAAAUGUUCAUAAACCCUAACUAAUCCUAGUUACGAGCCCAUGUCUGCCCAAGCUCUCAAAUAGCAUCAGGCAAAAUUAAAGUACCUAAAAUAUGGAACAUAUUGGCUUAGAAAAGGAACCCUAAACCACUGCCACCUCUACACAACUGCCACACUACACCACUGCCACUUCUACACAGCUGCCACACUACACCACUGCCACUUUUACACCACUAAUAUGGCACUGUAGAAAAGUCAGGUGAUAAUUACCUUUCUGUUUAUGGUCUUUUAUUUUCCAGUUUCAUUCCCUCUUGUCACAUUUUGUUCACAAAAAUGUCAUAAUAUAAACACUACUUAUUAAUUAUAAAUAGACAAAAUAUGUCUGAAAUAACAGUACAAGAUUACGUAAAUCUAAAUUAUUAGGAGGCAUCCACUAGUAAAUUCUUGUCUCAGGUGUUUGGUGUUAGUUUUGGACAAUACAGCUCUAGAACCCUCAUCUGCUAUAAUUAAAUGUGUUUUCGUGUUGUAUUUAAAUUCUUUCAUCUUCCACAGUAACUGUACAGUGCUAGAGGUCAUCUAGUUCUCUGUAAAUAUGGGCUUCUAUCUGUCUGGUAAAACACACAAGAUUAAUGUUGUUGUUCAUCUCCUGCUAUGUGAUCAGCUUUGAUCUGUCAAACUGCUGCUGUCAGCGCCCCCACCCCCCACAGACACACACCCCCAACACACUUAUUCCCCACACACACUCCUAGUCCUUAUAUAUAUUUUCUCUCACUCUUUCUUGCACUCCCUCUCUUGUUACAUCCUGUUCUUUGAUGUCUUGUGCAGAUAAACUCUCUUCUUACCCCUAAAGCCAGGAUGCCUAGACUGCAUAUUAAGGACCAAAUUGUUUAUUUUUAUUUAGAUCACAGCUUUAGCUUUUCAGCAAAAACAGUGUGUGAUUCUAACAAUAAUUCUGGAAGGAUGUUGAUGAUGUUAUGUAAACAGAAUUCAUGAUGUAAGGGCGAUUUUAAGGAGAAUAAAGAAAUUUAGAAUCA
Molecule: messenger RNA, 7281 nt
Organism: Electrophorus electricus (electric eel)
Lineage: Eukaryota; Metazoa; Chordata; Actinopteri; Gymnotiformes; Gymnotidae
Biological process (GO): regulation of membrane depolarization; potassium ion transmembrane transport; sodium ion transmembrane transport
Cellular component (GO): dendrite; HCN channel complex; axon
Molecular function (GO): voltage-gated potassium channel activity
Source: RefSeq, a predicted model, not a curated record